AUGGCGUCCCUGUCCAACGAAAAGGUCACAGAGCUGCAGCAGGCGGGCGACUUUGCCAUCAAGAGCGAGGAGGUCGCUCCCAAGCUCGACACCACCCAGUGGCCCCUCCUCCUCAAAAACUACGACAAGCUCCUCGUCAGGUCUUCCCACUUUACUCCCAUUCCCUCCGGUGUCUCUCCUUUGAAGCGCGAGCUCAGCACCUACGUCAAGUCUGGUGUCAUCAACCUCGACAAGCCCUCCAACCCCUCCUCCCACGAAGUCGUCGCCUGGCUCAAGCGAAUCCUCCGAGUUGAGAAGACUGGUCACUCUGGUACUCUUGAUCCCAAGGUCACUGGAUGUCUUAUCGUCUGUAUCGACCGUGCCACUCGUCUCGUCAAGUCCCAGCAGGGUGCCGGAAAAGAAUACGUUGCCGUCGUCCGAUUCCACGACAAGAUUGCCGAUGAGAAGGCUCUUCCCAGGGCUUUGGAGACUUUGACUGGUGCCCUCUUCCAGAGGCCCCCACUCAUCUCUGCCGUCAAGCGUCAGCUCCGUGUCCGAACCAUCUACGAGAGCAAGUUGAUCGAGUUUGACAACAAGCGAAACCUCGCCGUCUUCUGGGUGUCUUGUGAGGCCGGUACCUAUAUCCGUACCCUCUGUGUUCACCUCGGGUUGUUGCUUGGUGUCGGUGCGCACAUGCAGGAGCUGAGGCGAGUCAGGAGUGGUAUCACCGGAGAGAACGACGACAUUGUGUCUAUGCACGAUGUGCUCGAUGCUCAGUGGUUGUACGACAACACCCGAGACGAGUCCUACCUUCGCCGAGUCAUCCGUCCCCUCGAAUCCCUCCUCACCAACUUUAAGCGUAUCGUCGUCAAAGACUCUGCCGUCAACGCUGUCUGCUACGGUGCCAAGCUCAUGAUCCCCGGUCUCCUCCGUUACGAAGCCGACAUUGAAGUGAACGAGGAGGUCGUCCUCAUGACCACCAAGGGAGAGGCCAUUGCCAUCGGUAUCGCGCAAAUGUCUACCGUCGACUUGGCUUCAUGUGACCACGGUGUUGUUGCCAAGGUGAAGAGGUGUAUCAUGAACAGGGACCUUUACCCCAGACGAUGGGGCCUUGGCCCCAAGGCUCAGGAGAAGAAGAAGAUGAUCAAGAAGGGAGAGUUGGACAAGUACGGCAAGUCCAUCGACGGUGUUACGCCCAAGGACUGGAGCAAGGGCUACAUCGACUACAACGUUGAUGACGCCCCCGUCUCCGGCCUUUUGCCUACUCAGCCGGCCACGACAGGGGAUGUCAAGAUGGAGUCGCCCGUCAAGGCUGAAGGGUCCGCCGAGGGCAAGAGGAAGCGAGAGGAAUCUGAAACUCCUGCCGUUGUCGCCGAGUCGAAGGAGGACGAGGGCAAGGACAAGAAGAAGAAGAAGGUGAAGACGGAAGGUGGGGAAGAGAGGGAAGAGACCGCUGAGGAGAGAGCAGCGAGGAAGGCCGCGAAGAAGGAGAAGAAGGCCAAAAAGGAGCAACAAUAG
Messenger RNA from Cryptococcus wingfieldii CBS 7118, 1497 nucleotides. RefSeq names its product centromere/microtubule-binding protein CBF5. Gene Ontology annotation, molecular function: pseudouridine synthase activity; RNA binding. Lineage: Eukaryota; Fungi; Basidiomycota; Tremellomycetes; Tremellales; Cryptococcaceae. The transcript has 3 exons. Gene Ontology annotation, cellular component: box H/ACA snoRNP complex. The record is from RefSeq and is a predicted model, not a curated record. Gene Ontology annotation, biological process: box H/ACA sno(s)RNA 3'-end processing; rRNA pseudouridine synthesis; snRNA pseudouridine synthesis. Bases 1 to 1497 code for a protein of 498 amino acids.